This is a messenger RNA of Protobothrops mucrosquamatus (brown spotted pit viper), 1272 nucleotides long. It is a transcript of the gene ZACN, whose product is annotated as zinc activated ion channel. Gene Ontology annotation, cellular component: membrane; synapse; neuron projection. Bases 1 to 1272 code for a protein of 423 amino acids. Gene Ontology annotation, biological process: signal transduction; monoatomic ion transmembrane transport; regulation of membrane potential. NCBI's taxonomy places the organism in Eukaryota, Metazoa, Chordata, Lepidosauria, Squamata, Viperidae. Gene Ontology annotation, molecular function: transmembrane signaling receptor activity; extracellular ligand-gated monoatomic ion channel activity; neurotransmitter receptor activity. The record is from RefSeq and is a predicted model, not a curated record. The transcript is spliced from 9 exons.
AUGAAACCUCUACUACUGGAUCCUAAACAUAGUUCAUUUGAUGUCACAGAUGAUUCUGAUAAUCAAGCAGCCUCAAUUCAAAUAACCUGGCAAGAUUCCUCUGCCUCUUUGGAAGAAAAACUAUUUAAAUCACUAUUUGGUACAAAUGCUGUAUAUCAGACCCACAGAAAUGGAAAUGGCCCCCUUCUAGUGAAUAUCACAGUGAUAAUGUCCAAUGUGCUAAAUAUGGACAUCUUGAAAUACACCAUCACAUCUGUUCUGGUUCUGAAUCAGUCAUGGUAUAAUGAAAGGCUGGCUUGGGAUGAGCAGGAAUUCCCCUUCAGCACCAUAACUGUGCCUUGGAAUUCAGUCUGGACUCCAUCCUAUACAGUUCAAGAAGCGUUUGAUAUAACAUGGAGAGAGGAAUCCCCUAAUGUGAUACUUCACAGUGAUGGGAAAACAGAAUUUCAACUUGCUCUUCGCAUUGACAGCAACUGCAACUUUGACCUCUUCUAUUACCCAUUAGAUAGCAGCCAGUGCUUUUUGAGCUUUUUCUCACUGAACAGCAAAGUCAGUGAGCUGGAAUUCAGCACCUCCAUUGUAAAUGCAAUUCUGAAUUUAAAGCGUGAAUAUCUCAUCACAAAUGUGAACAUUACAAGCCAAAGAAAUAUGGCACAGCCUUAUUUUGUGGUCAUGGAGAAUGCAAGCAGUGCAAUCAUCCUUGCUCUCCUUGACCUCUCAGCAGCCUUCGAUACUGUUCACCAUGAUAUCCUUUUGGCCCACUGUGGGGUCUGGGGCUGGGCUGCACAGCCUGCACUGUUGCGACUCUUUUAUCCAAGGCCGGUCCCAAUCGGUGUUAAUAGGGAGCAAGAGACCCAGCCCAUGACCGUUUUUCUGUGGUGUGCUACAGGGAUUGGUUAUUACUACACUGGCCUUCUCAUAUUACUAUUCCUUAGCACAACUGAAACUAUCUUGGUGCAGAAGCUGGUCACGGGUAAUGCAAAUCUUUGUUUGAAUUAUGGAUUUAAAGCAAAAAAGAAGUUUGCUGCAUCAAACUUCCAGUUAGAAGAGGCAAAGGAUCCUGAGACAAAAGACUGUGGAACCGAUGACGAAUCACCACAUCUCAAACCUAUUUCUAGCACUUUGGACAGCUUUUUCUGCUUCAUCAUCUUAGGCCUGGUUCUUCUUUUUCAUCUCAUAUUAGCAGGACUCUGGUGUCUAUGGAAAUGUGCACCCAAGAGGCCUCCUGGAGAAAUUUAUCUAGAUGGAAUCAAGUGGGACCAUGGAGAAUAA